Helobdella robusta is the source of this 936-nucleotide messenger RNA. RefSeq lists its product as hypothetical. The record is from RefSeq and is a predicted model, not a curated record. NCBI's taxonomy places the organism in Eukaryota, Metazoa, Annelida, Clitellata, Rhynchobdellida, Glossiphoniidae. The transcript has a single exon. The coding region runs from base 1 to 936 and encodes 311 amino acids.
AUGUGGCGAGAAUCUUCAACUCCAUCAACAUCACCGUCAUCAAAUAUGUCAUCUACAGCAAUGACAUUAACAUCAACAACAACAACAUCAACAUCGUUGACCACACUAAUCAACAGUUACAAAUCCACUGCGUUUGAAUAUUCGCAUUUACUUGGUGCUCACAAUUACGAUCAUCAUCUUCCUUAUAAAAACGAAAUCAUAUACAGUAACAACAACAACCACAACAACAACAUCAACAACGAUGUUAAUGACGACAUCAAUAAUAACAAUCACCUAUUUUGUAAUGACAACAACUUUGAAAGCAGCAACAAACCUGAGGACAACAUGAACCAUUUUUAUAACCGUGUUAAUCUAAAUGAUUACCUACACUCGCAGAAUUUUGCGCCAGUAUUUCACUCAUCACCUACAGACCUUUACAACAACAGCAACAACAGCAGCAACAAUAACAUCAACAACAAAAGCAGCAACAACAACAGCAUUCACAACAACAACAACAACAACAUCAUUCACACCAACCAAACAACAUCUUUUUCUGCCCAGCUCAACGACCCUGACGAUGAUUGCGUUAGAAAUGCCUUCGUCAAAUCAACAACGUUUUUCAGCCCAUCAAACUACAACAACAACAGCAACAACAAUUUUGAUCCCGAUGAAGAAGAAGAUGAGGAUGAUGAAGAUGGUGAUGAUGAUGUGGAUGAAAUCCAUUGCAACAUUAUUAAGAACAACAAGAUUAUUAUGAAAUCCGAUCGUGAUUUGAAAGACAUUAAAACUUUAAAUAACGCAAACAGUAACAACAACAACAACUUUAAAAUGUACAACAACACCAAUCUUCACAACGUCAACCACAACAGCCAGAGCCACAACAGCCACAACCACAACAGCCACAAAAACAAACCAAACGAAAUGGCACAACAGAAAACCAGUAACACUAUUUUAUGA